GUCGUGGGAUUCACAGUUAUGAGAGCUCAAUAGCUAUAGCCUCCCUUGUGAGAAAUACUAACUCUUUUUUGUGAGAAAGAGAGGGGUGGGGAGAAAAGCACAUAGUAUUUAGUUUCAUAACACCAAACAUGGCCUCUCACUCCAUUUGGGCUUUUGUUUUUGGCAUUCUUGGUAACCUCGUCUCCUCACUCGCUCCAUUGCCAACAUUUUACCAGAUAUACAAGAAGAAAACCUCAGAAGGGUUCCAAUCCAUCCCUCAUGUGGUUUCACUCUUCAGUGCCAUGCUUUGGACUUACUACGCGCUGCUCAAGAAGGAUGCCAUCCUUCUCAUCACCAUCGACACCUUUUGCGUCUUCAUAAAGACAUUCUACAUUUUUACUUACUUCUACUACGCUCCAAAGAAGGAGAGGAUUGUGACUGUGAAGCUUAUCCUCCUUUUCAAUGUCUUCGGGUUUGGAGUAGUUUGCCUCUCCACUCUCUUCCUUGGAAAAGGAUUGCGUCUUCGCGUCCUCGGAUAUAUUUGUAUGGGAUUUGCCUUGAGUGUGUUUGCUGUUCCUCUUUGCAUUGUGGGGAAAGUUAUAAAGACAAAGAGUGUCGAGUUCAUGCCAUUUUACUCAUCACUUUUCCUCACAUUAGGCGCAGUCAUGCGGUUCUUCUAUGGCCUUUUAUUGAAGGACUUGAACGUCGCCAUUCCGAGCGUCGCAGGAUUUCUUUUUGGAAUUCUUCAGAUGAUCCUUUAUGCCAUCUACAGGAAGAAACCCAAGCAGGUGGUUGAAGAGCCAAAGAUAGCAGAGCACAUCGUUGACAUGGUGAAACUAAGCACAAUGGUCGUCGUCUCGGAGCUGAGCACACUGGUGCCUCAGCCGACCACCAAUGACAACAAUGGUGGGAUUGUGGAAGCUCAGAAGGUGAAGAAGGAAGGAAGCAAUACUGAGGAAACCAACAAGCAGAAUAUGAAGGGCUCCAAUCAAGUUUAACAAACUGUAUUUGCAUGAACUGGAUGUUUCCUCCUCCUGGGUGUCUGUAGCUAGUGUGAUUUGCUUGGCAUGUACACGUCUAGUGGCCAUGCAAGCAAUGGAAUAAUACUGUCCCUUUGAUGAAUAUGUCAUUGUUCCAAAUUAAAGUCAUUGUCUAAGU
This is a messenger RNA of Rubroshorea leprosula, 1137 nucleotides long. The record is from the annotation of a GenBank genome assembly. NCBI's taxonomy places the organism in Eukaryota, Viridiplantae, Streptophyta, Magnoliopsida, Malvales, Dipterocarpaceae.